Messenger RNA from Ascoidea rubescens DSM 1968, 1692 nucleotides. It is a transcript of the gene DIP5, whose product is annotated as dicarboxylic amino acid permease. The record is from RefSeq and is a predicted model, not a curated record. The transcript has a single exon. Gene Ontology annotation, biological process: amino acid transmembrane transport. Gene Ontology annotation, cellular component: membrane. The coding region runs from base 1 to 1692 and encodes 563 amino acids. Lineage: Eukaryota; Fungi; Ascomycota; Saccharomycetes; Ascoideales; Ascoideaceae. Gene Ontology annotation, molecular function: amino acid transmembrane transporter activity.
AUGGGUUCUUCAGUGGAGAAAAAUGCAGAAGUUUCUGACACUAAAAGUGUCAACGAUUUGAGAGAUAUCGAGACUACUGAAAAACACUUGGUCUAUCUCGAAGAUGGUAAAAAAUUGAAAAAGAAGUUAAAAGCUCGUCAUAUUACUAUGAUUGCCAUUGGUGGUGCUUUAGGUACCGGUUUAAUUAUUGGUACUGGUUCAGCUUUGGCAGCAGCAGGUCCUGGUUCUGUUUUUCUUGCUUAUGUUUUAGUUGGUUUUAUUGUUUAUGAUGUGAUGUGUGCCUUGGGUGAAAUGGCUGCCUAUAUUCCACUUCCAGAUGGUUUUACUGGUUAUGCUCACAGAUAUGUUGAUCCUGCUUUGGGUUUUGCUGUUGGAUGGAUGUAUCUUUUAAAAUAUCUUUUAGUUUGCCCAAAUCAAUUGACUGCUGGUGCUUUGGUUAUGCAAUAUUGGGUUCAUAGGGACAAAAUCAAUCCUGGGGUUUGGAUCACUAUUUUCUUAGUUACUAUCACUGCAAUUAAUUUCUUUGGUGUCCAAAAAUUCGGUGAAAUCGAAUUUUGGUUAUCUUGUUUGAAGGUUUUAACUUGUGUUGGUUUAAUCUUCUUUUUAUUCAUUCUCAUGUUAGGCGGUGGUCCCAAUGGUGACAGAACUGGUUUCAGAUACUGGAAAGAUCCAGGUGCAUUCAAAGCCUAUGAUGGUAUUGAAGGCAGCACUGGUAGAUUUGUUGCCUUUGUCUCUGUUUUGGUCACUGCUGUUUUUGCUUUCUUGGGCACAGAAUUGGUUGGUAUCACCUUUGGUGAGGCACAAAAUGUCAAAGCCAUUCCAAAGGCUAUCAAAUUAACCUUCUGGCGUAUUGCUUUGUUUUACUGGUUAAAUGUCUUGUUUUUAGGUUGUUGUGUUGCCUACGAUGAUCCUAAUUUGGCAUUUGCAAACAAGCAAAAAAGUUCUGCUGCUGCUUCUCCCUUUGUUGUUGCUGCUAUUUCUGCUGGUAUUUCUGGUCUUCCACAUCUUAUCAAUGGUUGUAUUUUAGUCUUUAUCUUUUCUGCUUCCAAUUCAGAUCUUUACUUGGCUUCUCGUGCCUUGUAUGGUUUAUCUUGCAAUGAGGAUGCUCCAAAAUUCUUUGCUAGAACAAACAAAUAUGGUGUUCCAGUUUAUGCUUUGGGUGUUGCAGUCGUAUUUGCAUUAUUAGCUUAUAUGAAUGUUACUGAUGAUUCAAAGGUUUUAUUUGGUUAUUUCGUUUCGGUUGUUUCAAUUUUCGGUUUGAUUUGUUGGGCUACAAUUAUCAUUUGUCAUAUGUAUUUCAUGAGAGCUUUAAUUACUCAAGGUGUCGACAGAAACACUUUGCUUUACAAGGCUCCUUUGCAACCAUGGGCCGAUUAUGUUUCUUUAUUCUUCAUUAUUCUCAUCUGCCUCAUCAAAAACUUUACUGUCUUUUUAUUCGGAGAUUUCAAGUACAAAACUUUCAUCACUGGUUAUAUCGGUAUUCCAGUUUUCUUUGUUCUAUGGCUAGGCUAUAAAUUCAUCUACAAAACCAAGGUAAUCAAAGCUGAAGAUGUCGAUUUGUAUAGUUACAGAGAUAUUAUUUUGGCUGAACAAGAAGAACAUGAGAGACUCGAAAAGGAAGAAGCAUUAGCUAGAGGCGACAAAAAGAAUGCCAAGUGGUUCUAUUACAAGUUUGUUGCCUGGCUAUUCUAG